ACAUUCUUUGAAUACUAUCACUUUCUUCCUCAGGAGACGAAGAACAGCCACAAAUAGAGCUGAAGCUACCUUGACUUGGUCUUCCUGCCUCAAUAUGUUAAUUCCAAGCUCCAAGAUGACAACCAAGCGUAGAUUAAGUCUCUCUUCAUCGAUUUUGGGUAUAUAUUACUCAUCUUACCUUCUCUUCUCUGUACAUAGCCAGAUAAGAAUAUCUCGUUUUGCAGGGAGCAUGCUGUCUUGGUGAGUGGUUGUUUGUGGGUUGUGCGGGUACUGAUGGGAAAUUGCGCUCUUCGGGGAAACCCAUCCACCAACAGAGUGUCUUCCAACGCAAAGUCAGACUCUCCGGAGGUGCAGAGUCCAGAGGAAAGGGAGGAGGUCAGCAACCUGCCAUCAAACCCAGAGGAAGUCGAGGACUUGCGACGGGAUUCGGCAGCAAAUCCUCUUGUGGCAUUCUCUUUCAGUGAAAUCAAGCUCAUUACAGAAAAUUUCAGAAAGAGCUACAUCUUAGGUGUAGGGGGAUUUGGCAGUGUGUACAGAGGAUUCAUCACAGAAGAUCCUGAGGAGGGGCUUCAACCUCAUCAAGUAGCUGUGAAGGUCCAUGAUGCUGCCAACGGCUCCCAGGGUCACAGAGAAUGGCUGGCUGAAGUUGUAUUCCUCGGGCAACUUUCUCACCCAAAUUUGGUGAAAUUAAUUGGAUACUGCUGUGAAGAUGAUCACCGAGUUCUGAUCUAUGAGUACAUGGCUGGGGGCAGUGUGGAAUCCCAUCUCUUCUCCAGAAAAGUGCCCUCCCUUCCUUGGCGUGUCAGAAUGAAGAUUGCAUUUGAUGCAGCAAAAGGGCUUGCUUUUCUCCAUGAAGCUGAAAAGCCAGUCAUAUAUCGCGACUUCAAGACAUCAAACAUUCUCUUAGACGAGGACUACAACGCAAAGCUAUCUGAUUUCGGGCUUGCAAAAGAUGGACCAGUGGGUGAGAUAUCUCACGUUUCAACACGGAUAGUGGGAACUCGUGGAUACGCAGCACCCGAGUACAUGAUGACAGGGCAUCUGACGGCCAGCAGUGACGUCUACAGCUUUGGCGUUGUCCUGCUCGAGCUGCUCACGGGGAAGAGAUCGCUGGACAAGUCUCGCCCGGUCAAGCAGCGGGCGCUGGUCGACUGGGCUGUCCCCUCGCUCGCCGAUAAGAAGAAGGUCCUCCACAUCGUGGAUCCCAAGCUGGACGCGGACUGGCCCCAGAGAGAUGCUCAGAAGGUAGCAAGGCUGGCUUGCCAUUGCCUCGACCAGAACCCCAAGGCAAGGCCAUUCAUGCGAGACGUCGUCGACUACUUGGAAUCUCUUCAGAGAGCUGUUUAGGGCCACCACAAUUGGUGGUCUGUGCGUAGUGCUAGGAAGAAGACUUGAUAGCUUGCUUUCUUUCUUGGAGGGCCACAUGAUACUACGUUGACGGCUGUAGUAGUUUGCCUCCAGUAAACUCUUUCGAUUUCUUCUUC
Messenger RNA from Musa acuminata subsp. malaccensis (wild Malaysian banana), 1484 nucleotides. RefSeq names its product probable serine/threonine-protein kinase PBL16. NCBI's taxonomy places the organism in Eukaryota, Viridiplantae, Streptophyta, Magnoliopsida, Zingiberales, Musaceae. Gene Ontology annotation, molecular function: ATP binding; protein kinase activity. The record is from RefSeq and is a predicted model, not a curated record. Gene Ontology annotation, biological process: protein phosphorylation.